Sphaerulina musiva SO2202 is the source of this 1011-nucleotide messenger RNA. RefSeq lists its product as uncharacterized. The transcript has 5 exons. NCBI's taxonomy places the organism in Eukaryota, Fungi, Ascomycota, Dothideomycetes, Mycosphaerellales, Mycosphaerellaceae. The record is from RefSeq and is a predicted model, not a curated record. Bases 1 to 1011 code for a protein of 336 amino acids.
AUGCACAGUCAGAUUCCGGAUAGAAAGGGCAAAGAAGUAGCGAUUGCGACACAAGUCAAGGAGGUAUACAGAUCGGAUGUUGGACGUGGGUUCAUGAGAUUUGCGGUUGUCUUGGAUACAACGGGGGUGGUAUCUUCUGUCGAAUCAGGGCUAGACGUGUUGUAUGUUUGGAGGGCUGGCGACGUCGAGCACUGGCAUCUAGAGGUCAAGGCCGCAGACGAGAUGAGAGCGGCUCCGGAGUACUCGGCAUGCACGGGAGCAGUUGUCGCUUGCAUCAGACAUACUGCCUCUAUCGGUAUGUUUCAAUCCGCAUCCAAAGUUCCUCGCUAUAGAGAUCAAGUGCGCGGUAACGGAACGAAGGACUCCAACGGGAACAUCGAUGACCUGUCUACGCGAGGCUGGAACACCACUGCUCGAAAUCUGAUAGACCAAGCACCUCGCAUAAGUAGGCGUAGCAAUAUUGAGCCUGCCAUCGUUGAUGAAAAUGCUAUAUUUGAGAGUGUCGAAGUCGCCGACACCGACAUUGCCGCGAAAGAGGACGGGUUCAUAGCAAUGCUCUGCUCGCGGUCUACGAAGUCGUCGUCGGGUAGGACGCGGCCGCGCCGGUUAGGUGUGGUCAGGUCGUCUAGGAAGGAAGAAGCAGCGCCGUUGAGCAGAACAGAUCCCGGGCGGAAGAAGAAGGAGUGGCAAAUGUUCGAUAGAGUAGUCGCGUUGGCAAUUUGCAUCAUUCGAUCCCGCCUGUACAUGUUGUCUUGUGGUGUCCGCUCGGCAACCAGCGGCAGUUCGCAACGUGACGUCGUCGUCACCAAUCGACAAUUCAGAUGCAUGUAUCCGACAAUCACCGUCAAGGCCAAUACCAUCAAUACAAACAUGUAUAAACAAAAAUAUUUGCAUCGUCUACGGAUGUCGAAAGUAUACAGACUGCUCCUAUUACCAACAGAAUUGCUAGAUUCUACAACCAAAAUCCCGGCUCUUCCAAUUCAAGUUCGUCCCUUCGAGGCUACUAGCUAG